Molecule: messenger RNA, 408 nt
Organism: Choloepus didactylus (southern two-toed sloth)
Lineage: Eukaryota; Metazoa; Chordata; Mammalia; Pilosa; Megalonychidae
Product: acidic proline-rich protein PRP25-like
Exons: 1
Coding region: 1-408 (135 amino acids)
Source: RefSeq, a predicted model, not a curated record
AUGACCGCCCACAAAGAUGGGCGCACCAUCCUGCAGAAACCCCCACCCCCACAGAGCCCACCAGGGACACCCGGGAGCCCACGGGCCCCAUACGAAGGCUCCGGCCCAGACCAUUGCAAACACACGUGUACGCACAGCUGUGCCCCUGCAAAGAGCCGCACGCAGCCUCCCCCGCCACCCAGGGGGCCCGUCGUUUCCCCCGAGGCUCUCACCUGGGGUUACACACCCGGGGCCUCCCAGGCCACGCCCGACACAGGUACACACAGCCCGGGGACACACACAAGCACACAGCCACGCACAGAGAAGCAACUCCGGGGUGCCCAGGCCACACUCUGCGAGCCCCCCGGUGCCAACCCACAGCCACGGGAGGGGCUGCCGGGGGACAGCGGGGCCCCCCGGGGUCACUAG